AUGCCAACAGCCAAACGCAAAGCAACAGCAUCACCAGCCCUCUCCGUUCAUUCCGACGCUGGUGAUGACGACGCACCACUCGACAUCGACCCAUCUCCACUUGAUGCAAUCGACUCUGCUCAGCGCAAACGACCCAACAACACCAGUCUUCAACCUGUUGAAAGCUCUCUCCGUCAUCUCUCACUCGACACACUCGAAUGCUUCCUCCCGACCCAAAAACGACACUGUCUUGAAACUCUCGUCGGAAACCUUCCUCCAACGCCGAGUACAUCAGCUCAUCCCAUAGCUUCCACCGGCAGCACUUUGGUCGGUGCUGAUGAAGAAGAUACCACUUCAAGGGUGCAGAAUGGAGCGGAAGGGACAAGCCAGCAAGUCUCGGCAUGUGUCGGAUUGGAGGAAGAAUGGUACACUCUGCACAGUAUGUUACAUGCUACUCUGACGGCCCAGGAGAGUAAUAGUUGUUUGUUGAUCGGUGCUUCGGGGUCUGGAAAGACGCUGCUUGUAGAUUCGGUGCUGAAUACCAUCUCCAGCGCAGUCAAGACGAAAGCAGCAGAUAUGCGUGAAGAGAAGUCGUACUACCAUGUGCACUUGGCAGGCUCGGUACAGAUUAAUGACAGAUCAGCGAUGAAAGAAAUGGCGCAACAACUCAUUCUUCAAGGAGCAUUCACUGAGGAGGACGUGUCUGAAGCUAUGCACUCUCCUUCGUUUGAUGGUGAAGAUGACGACGAGAACCCUUCAAACUCUCGCAGUACUGCCACCGACCACGUCUUCGGUGGGGAAGGAGAAGACGAAGAACAAGAAGAUACAAACGCUAUCGCUGCUGCAGCAGCGAACGAAGAAGCGGAAAUCCAAGACGAGUUAGCAGGAGCAAUCCUUUCUUCGCUCAACAAUAUUAUCCGCAACAUCAUCGCGCUUCUCUCCAACACUUCCUCCUCUGGAUCGGGCCGGAGGAAACCGCUGGUUAUUACGCUGGACGAUUUCGAUCUCUUCACAGCCCGUCCUAGGCAGGCCAUGCUAUACUGUCUCCUCGAUGCUGUUCAAGCUGCAUCCUACGGUGCUGGAUUGGCGGUGGUGGGAUUAACAAGUAGAGUAGACACAGUUGAUCUCUUGGAGAAGAGAGUCAAAAGUAGAUUCUCGCAUAGAAUCCUCCACGUUCGUCCACCGUCCAGCUACGAAGUGUUUGAACGAAUCGUUCUAAACGCCCUCUCCCCAUCCACCCAGUCUACAUCUACAAUGGCGGGUGCAGAAGAGGAGAAGUUCCUACAAGCAUGGCAAAAAGACGUCAGCACACUCUUCGCCCAUCCUCACUUCCGCGAUGUCCUCCGAGGAAUCUACGAAUUAUCCAACGACAUUCGUACAGUCUAUCGCAUCCUCACCCCUACCAUCUCCCGUCUCUCCGUCCUCGACCCGUCAUUCGACCUGGAACACAUCCUCGAAACAGCAUCAACAGAAAUAGGCGAUGGAAUGAUUCACAUCCUUCGAGACCUAACCGAACCCGAGAUCGCCCUUCUUAUCGCAGUCAAACACUUACAAACACGAGAUCGUCAAGUGUUCAACUUCGAAAUGUGUUUCGACGAACUCCGUCGUUUCGCAGCGAAAGAUACGAGGGAGAGACAAGCAGCGUCUACUGCCUCUACCUCUACCAACACAACGGGCGGUGGAGCGGCCUUUGCAACUCCUUUCUACGCUGAUCGGAAGAUCGCGCUCAUGUCCUUCCACUCUUUGCUCAGCUUAGAGAUUCUUUUGCCACAGAACUAUGUGUCGACAUUGACGAUUAGCAAUCCCGUUGCAAAACCAGCUGCGACCCUGGGGAGUACGCAAACGGGAAGGGCGAAUCAGAACACCAUCAGGAAGGUGUUUUGGAAGGUGAGGUGCAUUCUCUCGCCUCCAGUGAUCGUAGCGGCGGUGAAGGAUAGGUUGCGACAGGUCCCGAUCAGUUCCUCUCUUGUAAAGUGGGCUCGUUCGCACGGUUAG
Messenger RNA from Ustilago hordei, 1974 nucleotides. RefSeq lists its product as uncharacterized. The transcript has a single exon. Gene Ontology annotation, molecular function: ATP hydrolysis activity; DNA replication origin binding. The coding region runs from base 1 to 1974 and encodes 657 amino acids. Gene Ontology annotation, biological process: DNA replication initiation; DNA replication. Lineage: Eukaryota; Fungi; Basidiomycota; Ustilaginomycetes; Ustilaginales; Ustilaginaceae. Gene Ontology annotation, cellular component: nuclear origin of replication recognition complex; nucleus. The record is from RefSeq and is a predicted model, not a curated record.